CUUUCUGGGCUGCGAGCGCACACUGAAGCCGGCUCAUGUUCAUUUUCUCAUCGACCAGCACCCCCAAGUCCUUCUCCGCAGGGCUGCUCUGAAUCUCUUCUCUGCCCAGCCUGUAGCUGUGCCUGGCUUAAUGUCUCUCUUUAUCUCUUCCUGUCUCAGUACCAGAAAUUGCCUUUGCAAAAUGAGCCAGCUUCCUCCGGAGAGUCUUUUGGCAUCCUCAGUGUCAGAGAGCAUGAAUCCCAGGGUAGAGUCUUCGGACAAGUUGUCAAUGGACAGUUUUUGGCUGGAAGUGGAGAACAUUAAACAGAGUGCUGAAGUGGAGCAAGAGGAAUGCAGCCUUGCAGAUGUCAAAGCACAAGAAGAGGGAGAGGCUGAAGCUGAGUGGCUCCAGGACGCAGGUCUGUCCAACCUCCUCAGGGACUGUGCCUCUGAGCACGACAACAUCGUGCUGCUCUCCACCCUGACCAAGACCCAGGCUGCUGCUGUGCAGCGGCGGCUGGACACCUAUUCCCGGUCCCGGAGGAGGAACAAGCAUCCUGUGCGUGAUGUCAGAGACAUUUUUGGAGUGGUCGGCUCGGAGGAGACAGCAACAGAGAAAAAGGAAUCCAGUCCAGAUCAGCUGUGGCACAAUCGACAGACUUCAAAUGUACACAGAAAAACCCAGGAGUACUCCUGCACAGUUCGAAACCCUGGAAAAGAGGAGAUGUUCAACAUGGAUGUUGCCUACUCAGAGCAAGCAGCUGUCCUGCUCAAGGGAUCAUUCCUGUCUGAAUCUACAAAGUUAAAGGAAGGCAAUGCCCUAACUAAAUUCAAGAUCCCCAAGGGCAGACUUGGAGUGACCAGGGUUGGAGAUCUGUCUGCUCAGGACAUGAAGAAGAUCCCCACGCUGGCCCUUAUUGAACUAACAGCUCUCUGUGAUAUCCUGGGCUUUGAGCUGAAGAGAAACAAAGCAGCAAAGCUGAAAACAACAGAGAAAAGACUCUUUGGAGUUCCACUCAACACCCUAUUGGAAAAUGACCAAAAACUGCUCCCCAACACCAAGGUUCCUCUGAUACUCCAAGCACUGCUGUCCUGCUUGGAAAAGAGAGGACUUGAAACAGAGGGCAUUUUGAGAGUUUCUGGGUCCCAGACAAGGAUCAAGAGUCUGGAACAGAAGCUAGAAAGGGACUUCUACACUGGCCUUUUCCGCUGGGAUGAAGUCCACCAGAAUGAUGUGUCUGGGCUACUGAAAAGAUUCAUAAGGGAACUGCCAGCCCCACUGCUGACAGCAGAGUACCUCCCUGCUUUUGCUGCUGUACAAAAUAUUCCAGAUCUGAAGCAAAGAUUGCAAGCUCUAAACCUUCUGAUCCUGAUUCUGCCGGAGCCCAACAGAAACACUCUAAAGGCUCUACUUGAGUUCCUCAGCAAAGUGGUUGCCAGGGAGAACAACAACAAAAUGAACCUCUGGAACGUUUCCACAGUCAUGGCCCCAAACCUCUUCAUGCACAAGGGACUGCCAAACAAGAUCCCUGAAGGGAAAGAGAAGCAGUUGGCUGAGGGUGCUGCUGAUGUCGUGCGGAUGAUGAUCCAUUACCAGGAUUUGCUUUGGACAGUCUCCUCUUUUCUGGUAGCUCAAGUGAGAAAGCUGAACGAGAGCAAUAGCAAAAAGUAUCAGUUCCGUGACAAGCGAAUUAAACAUUUGCUGCGGAAGAUACAUGCUGAUAAGGACAAGGUGGAAAAGAACCAGGCAGAGCCUUCCAAGAUUGUGAAAGUCCAUGCUUCACUUCUCCUGAAGGAUUCACUAGAAGUGCACUUGAACAACGCAACCAGAGCUGCUGAUGUCUUGAGGCAGUUUCAAAAGAACAUGUGCCAGCAUGGCUGGAAUAUUGUGAACACUGUCAACCUCCUCAAGUGUAACAACUCAAUAGAGUGCACAAACUUGCUCCUGUAUGAAGUGGGAGGCAAUAUUGGUGAACAUUGCCUGGACCCGGACACUUACCUUUUAGACUUGUACCACAUCAAUCCCCAUGCUGAGUGGAUAAUUAAGCAAAAUCCAUCUUAUCCUCGGGUGUUUUAAGGAAAGCAUGAACAAAAUAAAGCAUUCUGCUGAAGUUUUGGAGGGUAUGGAAAAGCCAUAGAGAUGUUCCUGGUAUAGUCACAGACUGGACAAUGCUUGUGUCUUUGAAGGAAAACUAGCUUUAUUUACUGCUUCCAUGACAGCUGGCUGUGAGAACACCCUACCCUACGUGCUACAGGGCUGUCGGUAACCAGCAGCAAUUACCUUCAUGUAGCAGGGUUUGCAGGAGGUAUGACUAUUUUUAAACAAAAUAUCCCCCCCCCCCAACAAACUCUGCAAAGAAAGCUACAGUGAUUGUGCAGUAGGGAUGGAACAGAAGAAAUGACCUCCUGAAGAUGGUAGAAGUAAUCUGUUUCUUCUGGAUUUGCUCUUUCUUUUGAUCACACCCACAUUUUAGAGGAGAGGGUCAAAUGCUGCAGCGGUACUAAUGGCAUCCCAUAGGUGAGAGCCACUGUCGACUGUUGCAUAUCGCCAGAAAAAGUUGUGAGCCUGGGUUUCACUAACAAGAUACUCUUGGGUUCUUUGAAGAAUGAAAAAGGAUGUUUCCAGAACAGCCAGAGGGGGUGUGAAGCCAACAUCCUGUAUUUAAUGGCU
Messenger RNA from Neopsephotus bourkii (Bourke's parrot), 2650 nucleotides. It is a transcript of the gene ARHGAP40, whose product is annotated as Rho GTPase activating protein 40. The record is from RefSeq and is a predicted model, not a curated record. The transcript has 14 exons. Gene Ontology annotation, biological process: regulation of actin filament polymerization; regulation of small GTPase mediated signal transduction; signal transduction. Gene Ontology annotation, molecular function: GTPase activator activity. NCBI's taxonomy places the organism in Eukaryota, Metazoa, Chordata, Aves, Psittaciformes, Psittacidae. Gene Ontology annotation, cellular component: cytoplasm. Bases 131 to 2056 code for a protein of 641 amino acids.